Vespula vulgaris is the source of this 4471-nucleotide messenger RNA. It is a transcript of the gene Lamtor4, whose product is annotated as ragulator complex protein LAMTOR4 homolog. The transcript has 5 exons. Gene Ontology annotation, cellular component: lysosome; Ragulator complex. The record is from RefSeq and is a predicted model, not a curated record. Gene Ontology annotation, biological process: positive regulation of TOR signaling; cellular response to amino acid stimulus. Bases 431 to 742 code for a protein of 103 amino acids. Gene Ontology annotation, molecular function: guanyl-nucleotide exchange factor activity. Lineage: Eukaryota; Metazoa; Arthropoda; Insecta; Hymenoptera; Vespidae.
UAGCACUAAUAUAUAUGAAUUUGAAGUAUGAUAUAUUUUCAAAGAUUUUUAAGCUAUCUUUCAAAGUAUCUUUUGCAAUAAAAAAUCUCAAUUUGCAUCAAAAAAUUGAAUAUUUCUGUUUAUUUUAAAACAUUUUGUCAUAAAACAUAUGUAUCUCGUGGCUAUAUUCAUGUAUCUCUUCUAUUCGUUGAUACUUUCUUUUUUCUUCGUGCAAUAAAGGAAACACGAAUAUUGUUAGUGAAACGUUGAGAGUUUUUACAUAAGAUUGUGCAAACGUAUCAUGUCCACGUAAUAAAAAAAGAAGAAGCAUUGGUAAUAACUGUAAAUAACCAUAAAUACAUAGUUACGUUGGAAAUAUAGAAGUAUGCGCCUAUUAUAAAUCAUAAAUAAUUAGUGUUAAUAAUUGUUAAAAGAAGAACACUGAAUAAAAAUGUUAUCUAUUGAAAGAAUCCCUGAUCAAAUUGGGUAUUUAGUAUUAACAGAGGAUGGAGCAGUAAUAUCGUCUGGUGGCGAUCUAGAGAAUGAUGAAAGAAUUGCUAGUGUUAUUGUGGGUUUAGUGAUGUUGACAAAUAAAAUAGACCCGAAAGCGUUUCCCAUGGGUGAAGGUUUUGAAAAAAUAUCAAUUACAUAUCCAGAUCACUGUUAUAUUAUUUGUCUCUCGAACAAAAAGAUCUACGUAGUAAAGAAAAAAUUAUCAUUGCCAGAAAAAAGUAUUGAACCACAACAGUUUAUUGAUAUUUAAAUGUGUAUGUGCGCGUGUAUGUGUAUGGUGAGUGUUAAUCAUUCGCAGUCAGUCAUUUUUUCAAUUUUCUUAAACUGAAAACCAGUUAAAAUAAAGAAAUUUUAAAAUUGGUCAUAGCAGAUUUCUAUUAUUAAAACAAGAAUAAAAAUUAUAAAAAUUAUUUUUAAGUAUCUGGCUUGUAAGAAAUUCUUUGAAGGUUCCUUGAAAUUAAAAAAAUUUUUCUGUUAUAAAUCUAUAUAAAAAAUAUAUUAAAUUUAUAGAUAUGAAAAAAUAAAAAAAUAUAUUUUAAAAUUCCUAAUCUAGGAUUAUAUGAAUGUAUUGAAUACAGUUUUGCUUAUAUGCUUUUAUAAUAUAGAAUAAACUACUUGUUAUUAUUCAUUAUUUUUAUUUAAUUCAUUACAUGUAUUUUAACAAAAAUCAGAAAAAUAUGGAAAAAUAAAAUUUACUACUUGUAUGAUAAAUCUGGAAAUAAUGACCUUUAUGUAAAGGAAUUAUGCAGGAUUUGCAUAUAAAGGACAUGUUAAUACAUUUUUCAUGACUAUUGCGGAUUCUACAUUUUUGCUUCGUUAUUCUAUUUUCUUCGAUCUUCGUGUUUAUUUUCCUCGAACUGUGUUUCGUGAUAUGGUUCGCUAUCAUUUUAAGCAUAGUUAAUAAGACAUAGUAAUAAUCCAGCAUGUAGGAAUCUUAGAUAAAAUCUUAGCGUUCGCUUUGUAUUUCUAUCGAUUGUAUUACAGUUCGAUUUGAAUACUUGGAAAAGAACGAUGGAUACGAAAAAAGCGAAUUAAAGCUAUUCAUAACCUUCCGCUUGUAACGUGCGCGACUUCAGCGACAUGUACGUACAAAAUAUGAACUACGAAUACGAGCAAGGAACACUAUCCCUACCAUACGUCCAUCGUAUCGACGUAUAAGCUUGUUAUUCCCUUCUACACGUUCAUAACAAUUGAUUUUGUGUAGAUAGAGUAAAUAAUUUAGUAGUUGUGAAUUCAACUUUUCAGCUCUCAUAUAUAUAUAUAUAUAUAUAUAUAUAUAUAUCUUGUUUGAACGUAACUCAUAUUUCUUUGAUAGUCGUACGCUACAAUGAUCCUAGAUAUUACAUCGGUACGUAUUUGUUUCACGAUAAAUGCUUUGAAAAUAAUAAAUAUAAUUGUCACAUAUAUAAAAAGUAAUGUAUAAAUUUGCGACAAAAAUAAGAUUCUGUCGAAUAUUUUCUUAAAAAUAAUUAAUGAAUGCUUAUAUAUUAUAUUAUUUUAAUACAAAUUAAAACGAGUUCUUUUCUACUCUAUUUAUAAGGUAAAACUCCCAAUGCUUUUUCUUUUACAUGUUCUCCUUUAUACUGUUUCAAGUACUACUACUGAUAUCAAUAACAAUAAUAUAAUAUAAUAUAAUGUAAUGUAAUAUGAUAUAAUAUAAUAUAAUAUAAUAAUAAUAAUAACGUACUUAAACAUAAUUGAUAUAUAUUAAACAGUAUAAAAACAAAUGUAUUACAAUCCUAAGAUAGUAAGAUAAAGAGAAACAAUAACGUACGAAAACAAAAGGACGUUCGUAUUUGUCAUCAUAGUGAUAUGUAUAAGGACGUAUUUAUCGAUGGGCGGUCAUGUAUUGAAAUUAUCAAGGAUACGAUUUGUUGAGAAUCGUGCGAUAAAUUAUGAUAUAAAAUGAGAUAUUUUUCUUUUUUUUUUGUUAAAAUAAAUUAUCAUAAUCAUAUGUUUCAUGAUGUACAUAAUAUAAGUAUAUUUUUGUAUCUCUUCUUAUUAUUUUUCUUAUUAUUAUAAUUAUUAUAUUACAUAUUAUAGUAAUAGUAAUAGUAAUAGUAAUAAUAAUAAUAAUAAAAACAUAAAGUGAACUACAAAUAUAAAGAGAUGAAAGCAAUCUUGUAAUAUAAACUUGUUUUAAUCUAUAAUAAAAAAUAAUAUAAUAUAUAUGUUCACUAAUUAUUAAUUUUGAAAAAAUAAUUAAUAAAUGUAUAUACUUUAUAAUCAUUUGUCAUCAAACAAAAUUAUACUGUUGUUAUGUUCUAUCUGGCAUAGGUCGUUGCAAAAUUCACAUCAAUCAUCAGUGAAGGAAAUAAAUAUAAAAGAUUGGAUAGUAAUAUCUAAUUAUAUUAUUGAGUAAGGAAAAAAAGAAUAAAUUAAUUUAUUAUUUUCGUUUACCUCAAUACAAUAAAAUUAAAAUUAAAGAAAAAGGAGAGAAAGAGAGAGAGAGAGAGAGAAACAUUGGAAUCAUUUAGUCUAGGAUCUACGAUUCUUGAAUUACGAAUGUAGAUGUUUGCCAAUGUACUAUACAUUGCUUAUAAAAUGUUUAUCUUUUUAAUCUAUAAAAUCUAAAGGAAUUACAAAUUGUUCAAAAAUUGAACAAUAUUGUAGAAAUUCACAUCCAUUGACAUAAAUGAUUGGACAUGUAUUUCCUUAUUUUUGCCAUAAAAUUGUCUGUACAAAGCUCAUUAAAAUGAUCGAGUGAGUUACUCUAACUUCUAAGUACAAGUAUCGCGAAACGCAUUUCUUUGCGUUUGGAAACGUUCAGAAAAUCUGAACAUCAGCUAUGCAUCAAAUGAACAGGCAAUCACUACUUUACGAAAACAAUAUAUACAUCCAAGCGUAUAUAUGAAAAUCAGUGUGAAGUACGAGCUUUUCUUUUGCCGCAAAUUUUGAAGAGUCCCACAGUACUAAAUCUUUUUUUCGCGAAAAAUGUCGAAAACAACAUUUACGCCAGCGAUGAGAAUAGACGUAAUUCUUAACCGAUUUUGAUGACCAAGGUCUUAUUUUAAAGGUGAAGGUUUAAUCUUAAAUCGGUUCCACUUUCUGAAUUUUUGAAAAACUUUAUAUUUAUUAAUAAACUAUUCCCGAAAAAAUACCAUUUUUUAAGACGAUUUUCAGAAGAAAUGAAGACAAUGAAGAAAUCAAGAAAAUGAAGAUUUUUCAAAAUUUCAAAAAGUAGGAUUGGUAGAUUAAACCUUCGUCUUUAAAAUGAGACCUUAUUCAUUAAAAUCGGUUAAGAAUUACGUCUGUUCUCAUCGCUGGCGUAAACCAUUAUAAAGCUAGCUAGGGAUGAUGAACAGCCUAUAGAAAUGCGGUCAUAUAAAUUAUGGUAUUAUCCAAAGAAGGAUAUUCCAUAAGAGAAAUUAUAGAAAAGUAGGAGUUUUAAAGUUUUACGUAAGCUACAGUGUUCAAAAAUACGUUGCUGCAGAAGAUUGUUUAUCCAAAAAAAGAUUUGGAAAGACCAGAAAAACGACCCAGACGGAAGAUCAACACGUUGUAAUUAUCAGUAAGAAAAAUAGAAAAAAUACAGAGGUGAAGCAAAAGUUAAUACGUCCAAAAAUACGACGAUUUUGGUAUCAACAGUUAAAAAGGCAUCUUAAAGAGGAUGGUCUUUGUGUUGCGAUAAAGAAACCAUUUUUGAGGGAACAAAAUAAAAAGAAAAGACUUCAGUGAGCCAUGUAUUAUAAAAAUUGAAUAUUGGAAGAGUGAUGAAAGGAUAAAAAUGGUGAGAUUUUAUGAGAAUAAAGUGCCCACGUACUUACGAGCAGUAGCGUACAUAAAUUUCUAUCAAUGGUAAUUAAAAAUAAUAUGAGAAAGGAUGUAAAAUUUACAUCAAUGGUUGCAAAUGUAUUAAGCAUUUAUAUUUUUCUCCUUUACAAAAUAUUAAAAAAUAUAUGAUAUUAAAAAAUAUUUAUAUAUUUAUAAUUAUUAUGUAUAAUUCAUAUUUAUGUAUAAUAUAUAAUUUAUAUUUGUA